Molecule: messenger RNA, 2638 nt
Organism: Oryzias latipes (Japanese medaka)
Lineage: Eukaryota; Metazoa; Chordata; Actinopteri; Beloniformes; Adrianichthyidae
Product: poly(rC)-binding protein 2
Molecular function (GO): RNA binding
Source: RefSeq, a predicted model, not a curated record
GUUUUUUCUGAAACCAUCGAAACCUUUUUCUUCUACUAAUGAUGUGCUUUCUUGUGACCUGCCACGUAAAACAUCAAAUGGUGGAAGAAUUUCAGCGAGGCUUUUAGGGAAACAUCCGAUCGGGGUGGGGGUUUGUGAUGGGUGUGAGAGGAAAGUUCAGAGGUUGUAGUUUUGUUGUCUUUGUGUAAAGGAGUGGAGCUCGAUCUCACAUCACUCUUCCCUCUUCCCCGAGUCCUUUCUAAACUCUCCCCCUGGGUUUCUACCCUCCCGAACCUCUCCCCUUCUACCCUCACAACCCCAACCCUUCCCCCGAUCACAUAUUAGGGUUCGAAUCAGCUUCAUUUUAGUGACCAAAGAACCCCAGUUGUGUGCUGCAGGCUACACUCGAAGGUGCAGUUAUGGACUCCGGUGUGAUUGAAGGAGGACUCAAUGUCACACUUACCAUUAGGCUACUCAUGCAUGGAAAGGAAGUCGGAAGUAUUAUCGGAAAGAAAGGGGAAUCUGUGAAGAAAAUGAGAGAAGAGAGUGGGGCACGCAUCAACAUCUCUGAGGGCAACUGUCCCGAGAGGAUCAUCACUCUGGCUGGCCCAACCACAGCCAUUUUUAAAGCCUUUUCCAUGAUCAUCGAGAAGUUGGAAGAGGACAUAAGCAGCUCUAUGACAAACAGCACAGCUACCAGCAAACCACCAGUGACUCUCCGCAUUGUGGUGCCCGCCAGCCAGUGCGGCUCCCUCAUCGGAAAAGGUGGCUGCAAGAUCAAAGAAAUUCGAGAGUCUACCGGUGCUCAGGUCCAAGUGGCAGGAGAUAUGCUCCCUAACUCCACAGAGCGAGCCAUCACCAUUGCCGGGACUCCGCAGUCAAUAAUUGAGUGCGUAAAGCAGAUCUGUGUGGUGAUGCUUGAGUCUCCCCCUAAGGGUGUCACUAUACCUUACCGACCCAAGCCUUCAGGAUCGCCUGUCAUCUUCGCAGGUGGACAGGCAUACGCUGUUCAGGGUCAGCAUGCGAUUCCGCAGCCAGAUCUCACCAAGCUCCACCAGCUGGCCAUGCAGCAGAGUCCUUUCCCCAUCGCACCAAGCAACCAGGGCUUCACUGGGAUAGAUGCUUCUGCUCAGACGAGUUCUCAUGAGAUGACCAUUCCAAAUGAUCUCAUUGGAUGCAUCAUUGGGCGCCAAGGAGCCAAGAUCAACGAGAUCAGGCAAAUGUCUGGUGCCCAGAUUAAGAUCGCAAAUCCAGUGGAUGGAUCCACCGACCGCCAGGUCACCAUCACGGGUUCACCUGCCAGCAUCAGUCUGGCAGAGUACCUCAUCAAUGCCAGGCUCUCCUCUGAGGCCACAGGACUGUCAGCCAACUGAUAGGACACUGCAUCUGCACUAAAUCACAAUGUUAUCUCAUCGGCUAACAUAAAGCAGCCAAUGCAACUUAUUCAUCUUCAAAGAUUAUAUAUUAUACCGCCUCUUCCUCAUUUUUUUUUUUUUUUUUAAAUAAAUAGUGUCUGCCGGCACUGAUCUGAUCAGUUCAUUAUUUAUUUUCUAUCGGUUUGGUUUUAGUCAGAAAAAGACAAAGAAUUGGGUUUUUAAUCUCCUUUCUGAGCAGAGGUGGAGCUUUUUAAUUGAAUUGUUAGCUUUUGUUUUUUUUUAAUUAUAUAUAUUUUUUAAAAAUAUUUCGCUCUCUUUCCCUUUAGUCUUUCUUUGCCAGAGUAGGCUUGAAAAACUCUGAUAGGCAUUUAGUUUUAGUUCUGAACAGUCAGGAUUUUUCUUAAAAACAAAAAAGUGGGAAAAAAAAGCUAAUGUAUAAUAAAAAUGAGACCAGAGUAAUGGUUUUAUUCUGGAUUUUGGUUCCCCGGCUUUUUAUUUUGUUGGUUUUGUUUGCUCCUGAUUCCACCAGCCAGUCAGUCAGUCAGUCAGUCAGUCCUCUCUCUCUGUCCAUAACCCUUUGCUAUAAAGAUCAACAGCAAUCCUCCCUUUGCUGUGGUUUCCAAUGAAGUGCUCGUCGUCUGGAUAACACUCACGCCACUGAUGAGAAUACGUAGCUGUAUAUGCACUCUCACUGAAUAUAUUUGAUCAUGACAAAUGUUCUAACACUCUGAGGAAUUCGUUUCCAUUAUUUGGAAUAUGUAUUAAAACGCAUGUCACUUCUCCUUUACAUGUCAUUCCGUUUAUUUUUUUUUUGUGUUUUUUUUCCUCCUUCUUCCUGGUCCUAAGUUCAUGUGUUGAUAUUUUGCUCGUAUGGGAGGAUUUGGGGGAUUUGGGCUCAGGGCAAAGGAUCGGAAGCGGAGGGUCAUCCUCGCUUUUUUUGUAUAGACAUAUAUAUAAAUAUAUAUAUAUAUACUAAAACAAAAAAAAGUUGGAUUAUUUGUUUUAAAUCGAGGAAUUUUUUUUAAAACUACCAAAGGGGGGAAUCGACUCCUGGACGCUGAUUUGUUGAUAAAUGUGUUAGAAAUGAAACCAUGAAUGCUCUGGAACGAGUCAAAGAGAGGGUUGUGAGUUAACACUAGAUUCCUGCUCUUUGCUUUGCUAAAGUUUGUUUUUUCUUUAAUUUUAUUUCCAGGUAAGAAAAACUUUUGUGCACGAUUUUGAGACUGUAGAUCUGGGUGCCACAACAUUGUUUAAAAAAUGCAGAAAUAAAGAUGUGUAAUGCU